AUGGACAGGAACGACCCGAUUCCUCGCGAUCACGACCCUCCGGAACUGAAGCUGACGGGACCAGUGGACGAGAGGUGGAUCAGGGCACAUAGGGCCUUCAUCGCCCUGAAAACCAAGGUCGCGACUACCCCAAUUCUCCGUCAUUUCGACGAGGCGAGAACGACACGAGAUCCGGGUCCUAACGAGGCAUUCUACGUUGGGAUGGCUGUUCAAGUCGACGGGAUUGCAGGGUCGCCUAGGACAAUGGUCCGCCCUCCUGGCCCCGUGGACGCUCGAGAUCACGAAGUGCACGAAAGGCAAGGACGGAAUAUUGGGGCGAUCGCGGCGAGCAUCACGCCGAGGGCGAAGAUAGACGAUGCUCUGACCGAAAUCGCUCCCCGGAAGGAACCUAAACGCCAGAUCCAAGCGCCGAUACCCACGGUGGAUCGCGACGAGGAACUAUGGGUGGUCAGCUUUGACGAUCCGCUCGAGUUAAGCCGCGGUCGUGUGGAGCCUGCCCGAAUGGGAGGGGGUCAAGGCCAGAUCGGGCUAUCUCGAGAGCCUCACCAAUAUAUCGGCCAGACCCUGGGACGCGACGUGCUAGAGAACUUAGAUCGCAAACAUCUGGAGGUCUGCGGUGACUCCAACUUAGUGAUCCGACAAAUACGGGGCGAGAUCGACUGCAAAGCACCCGGACUGACGUUAUUGAAGCGGAAGGCCCUCGAUCGCCUGAGGAAAUGGAAUGCUCAUGAGUUGGUGCAUGUCAAGAAGGACUGUAACGGAAGUGCCGACAGUCUAGCAAGCGCCGCUCUGCAACGACAAGGUGGGAUCGAGGUCCAGGAAAUGACCGGGUACCAGGAUCUGGUAACACUGAACCGGUUAGACAAAAUCUUGAUCCCCAAGACCGAAAACCUGUGGUACGAGUUGCAGCGAUGA
Molecule: messenger RNA, 915 nt
Organism: Phytophthora megakarya
Lineage: Eukaryota; Oomycota; Peronosporomycetes; Peronosporales; Peronosporaceae
Source: the annotation of a GenBank genome assembly